Molecule: messenger RNA, 1560 nt
Organism: Polyodon spathula (Mississippi paddlefish)
Lineage: Eukaryota; Metazoa; Chordata; Actinopteri; Acipenseriformes; Polyodontidae
Gene: nuf2
Product: UF2 component of NDC80 kinetochore complex
Exons: 14
Coding region: 87-1436 (449 amino acids)
Biological process (GO): meiotic chromosome segregation; kinetochore organization; mitotic spindle organization
Cellular component (GO): Ndc80 complex; kinetochore
Molecular function (GO): protein-containing complex binding
Source: RefSeq, a predicted model, not a curated record
GGAAGCGCCAAAAUCAAAUAAUAACGCUUGACUUUGGAGGGCUGGUUGUCGGUACUGUAGCGAUCAGACAGAACUAAAUCAUAACCAUGGAGGAAAAUCUCACCUUUCCUGUUUAUAAAGUGGAAGAAAUUCUGGCCUUUCUUAGGAGUGAUGUCUUAGCUGGGCCAGAGGCAAGGAACUUUACCAAAAGUGACAUUGUCCCAACCCCUAAGCCUGAUUCUAUACAGAGAUUGUACAUGAGAAUCCUACAGCUUGUGUUUGGAUUCAGGCCAGAUUGCCACUACAUGAUGCCAGUAAAUGAGAAUAUCCAGCACCCCUUAAUUUACGAAGGAAUUUUACCCAUCUCCAGCAUCUACCUUCGCAUGUGUCAGUUCCUGCCAAUGUGCCAUGUGUAUGACUUUCAGAUGAAUGACCUUCUCAGUCCAAAAGCAAAAAGGACCAUCUUUAUUUUGUGUGGCAUCAUGAAUUUCCUUCACUUCAGAAACUUACGUCGUGAAAUAUACUUGGACCACCUACAGGGUUAUAAAUCUGCUGUGGAGAAGUCGCAGAGCAUAGCUAAAGGAAUAAACGAGGCCGAACUGAAGAUUACUAAACUCACAACCAUCCCACCACAACAGCAAGCAGAGUUCAAAGAGCUGUCAUCAGCAGUUACAGACCUACAUCAUGCAAUGAGCCAAGAAUCUCAGGCAGUCAACUCAAUCAAUGAAGAGAUUGCACAGCUGAAAAGUGAACAUGCAGAAAAAACACUAAAGUUGAACAAUAAAAAAGUGGAUUUGGCUACUUUUAAGGAAGAUCAGGCUAGACUAAAAUCUCUGAUUGUGGAAUCCCCAGAAGAGCUCAGGAAUGAAAAGGAAAAGAUGAAGGAGACUGUGAAGAAGAUCAAGCAGUCUAUUGAAAACACCAAUGUGAAUUUAGUAGAACUUCAAAACAAAAUCCAAGGUUCAAUUAUGUGCCAGGAAGAAUUCCAGUCUUUCUAUAAACUACAGCUGGAUUUACAAGGUGGAAUGGAGAAAAUGAACAGCUUAAUAGCUGAGAUUCGGAAUGUGAAUGAUGUAGUUGAGAGACAGAGGAAGGAUCUGAAGAAUAUGAGCACCGAUGAGACUCAGUACAAACGAGCCGUGAGCAUGAAGAUGGACAAAAAGACCAAGCUUCAGAUCAGAAGGCAGAAGAAACAAGAAGUGAAGGAUCAACAAGUUCAAAUAAUGUUUGGUGAGUGUAACCAGGUUCAGGAUAAAAGGGAGGAUGUCCUGAAGCAAAUCAAACAGGUCAUUAAUGAAAAUCAGCAGGUCAAGGCAAAGCUGCAGUUUUUAACAGAGUGCUGCUCAAAUGAGACUGCAAAAGCUCAGGCGCUGUAUGACAGUCUGAUGGGUGUCCUGGAGCAAUACCACGAGCGUCUGGCAAAGCAUGCAGAGAAGAGCAUAGAAAGGAGGAUGUGAUGGUCUCUCCAAUACUUUCACCUGUUUUUAGUUUUUACUAUAAAUCGUUCAUAUUUCUGCUUGUAUUUUAAUAAAAUUUAUAUGCAUCAUACACAUGGGAGAGGUCACUCUAUCAUAUAAUAUC